Molecule: messenger RNA, 455 nt
Organism: Notothenia coriiceps (black rockcod)
Lineage: Eukaryota; Metazoa; Chordata; Actinopteri; Perciformes; Nototheniidae
Product: ADP-ribosylation factor-like protein 13B
Exons: 3
Biological process (GO): receptor localization to non-motile cilium; non-motile cilium assembly
Cellular component (GO): ciliary membrane; non-motile cilium; motile cilium
Molecular function (GO): GTP binding; GTPase activity
Source: RefSeq, a predicted model, not a curated record
AUGGAGGACAAAGGGCAGACACUUGGUCUCGCCUCGUGUCACCUCAUGGAGGUUUACAGCCAGAGGACGCCCCGAUGGAAAGCGCCUGGCUCCAGAGGACAACCGACGCUGAUCUCUGUGUUUCCUCUCUACAGGAAAGUGACUCUGGUGAUGGUGGGUCUGGAUAAUGCCGGGAAGACGGCCACAGUACGAGGAAUCCAAGGAGAGAACCCCCAGGACGUGGCCCCCACGGUGGGGUUUUCCAAGGUGGACCUGAAGCAGGGCAAGUUCGAGGUGACCAUCUUCGAUCUGGGCGGCGGCAAGAGGAUCCGGGGCAUCUGGAAGAACUACUACUCCGAGUCUCACGGCGUGGUGUUUGUGGUCGACUCCAGCGACGUCCAGAGGAUCCAGGAGUUACGGGAGACCAUGGCCGAGGUCCUCCAGCACCCUCGCAUCGCUGGGAAACCUGUGCUAGU